Polypterus senegalus (gray bichir) is the source of this 1891-nucleotide messenger RNA. It is a transcript of the gene nfyc, whose product is annotated as nuclear transcription factor Y, gamma. Lineage: Eukaryota; Metazoa; Chordata; Cladistia; Polypteriformes; Polypteridae. Gene Ontology annotation, molecular function: DNA binding; DNA-binding transcription activator activity, RNA polymerase II-specific; protein heterodimerization activity. The record is from RefSeq and is a predicted model, not a curated record. Gene Ontology annotation, biological process: regulation of DNA-templated transcription. Bases 290 to 1291 code for a protein of 333 amino acids. The transcript is spliced from 10 exons. Gene Ontology annotation, cellular component: CCAAT-binding factor complex; nucleus.
AUGUUAAAGGGGUAGGAGCUGCAGCGCAGGGUCUGUAGUCUCAAGUGUUUUUUCUCUUUCGGAAACAGGGGUCAUGUGAAAGACAAAGGCAAAAAACGACACGAUGGCUUACAGUGUGUAUCAAUCCGAGGCGUACUUCGGCAGCUUCUUGAAACCUUGGCGUUAAUGGCUUGAAUUAGAGCGAUGUUCCCAUAGCUCUUUAAUGCCUUUUGUUUCCUCCUCAUCUCCAUCUGUAUUCAAGGGGACAGAAUUAAAAUGCAGCUGCCACUGGUAAGAAGCCGAUCUCAAGAUGUCUGCAGAUUCUUCAUUUGGUACUGGGGGAAGCGAUGCCCAACAGACUCUCCAGUCUUUUUGGCCUCGUGUAUUGGAAGAUAUUCGCAACCUCACUGUGAAGGAUUUUCGAGUUCAAGAGCUUCCUCUUGCCCGCAUCAAGAAAAUUAUGAAGCUGGAUGAAGAUGUGAAGAUGAUCAGUGCUGAAGCUCCAGUUCUCUUUGCUAAAGCUGCCCAAAUCUUCAUUACUGAGCUGACAUUGAGGGCCUGGAUCCAUACAGAAGACAAUAAACGUAGGACUUUGCAGAGAAAUGACAUUGCAAUGGCUAUCACGAAGUUCGACCAGUUUGAUUUCCUAAUUGAUAUUGUUCCACGAGAUGAAUUAAAACCCCCAAAACGACAGGAAGAAGUCCGUCAGUCUGUGGCUCCUGCAGAACCUGUCCAGUAUUAUUUUACUCUUGCACAACAGCCAGGUACUGUCCAGGUUCAGGGACAACAACAGGGACAACAGACUGCAGCAUCUACUGCAACACUUCAACCUGGGCAGAUAAUUAUAACACAGCCACAGCAAGGGCAGAAUACACCAGUAACAAUGCAGGUUGGUGAAGGUCAGCAAGUGCAAAUUGUGCAGGCUACACAAAGUCAGACUCCUCAGGCUCAAGCAACGUCUGGACAAACCAUGCAGGUCAUGCAACAGAUCAUCACCAAUACUGGGGAAAUUCAACAAAUACCGGUACAGCUAAAUACAGGUCAGCUCCAGUACAUUCGCCUUGCUCAGCCAGUUUCUGGGGCUCAAGUGGUACAAGGGCAAAUUCAGGCGCUGGCUGCCAACACACAACAGAUUACACAGACAGAAGUGCAGCCAGGACAACAGCAAUUUAACCAGUUUACAGACGGACAACAGCUCUAUCAGAUUCAGCAAGUAACUAUGCCAGCUGGACAAGAUCUCACACAGCCAAUGUUCAUCCAGUCAACAAACCAGACUACAGAUGGCAGUGCUUCACAAGUGACAACAGAAUGAGCUAGGUCAUUGUUUGGGGUUAGCCUUUUUUAAAGUGAACUAUCCUGUAAGAAGAACCUGAAAGUAUUUUGCAAUAAUAAUGCUGACCCAGAGUCUAAGCUCCUUCACUGAACCAUGCUGUUACUCUUCUUUAAGAUGCCUGCAAUAACCUCCCAACACACUACGCUGUGAUGUGUUAAGUACAACUAAUGGGAUGUAAUCCUUAAUAGCAGCUGUACAAUUUGUUUUAAUUUGUUGACCACUUAAUUUAUAGGUCUUUAUUAUGGAGAUUGUGAGAUUUUUGUCAUGUGAAUUGCCUCUGAGUACUUAAAGGCAUUUAAAUUGGUCCAGUUAUUAAUAUUUUGUUUUGUUUGUUGCAGUCAGUCUAAAAAUCUUAUUUGAUCAGUUUUAUGAUGAGCGUUACUUAAUAAAUAGCUUGUUUUGGCUGUUACAAAAUGUUUUGUCCAUGUCACCCUGUUAGCCCCGUCCUCCAGACAAUGACUCCACUUAAGUUUUGUCAAACUGCACCUUCUAUCCAUGGAAUGGAAUCUUUUAAGAAUGUUUUCUACUUCAAGCAAUCACAUACCAAGGUUCAAAAAUAAAAUGACACUGUUAUACAGA